Messenger RNA from Rhipicephalus microplus (southern cattle tick), 795 nucleotides. RefSeq names its product sulfotransferase ssu-1. Gene Ontology annotation, molecular function: sulfotransferase activity. NCBI's taxonomy places the organism in Eukaryota, Metazoa, Arthropoda, Arachnida, Ixodida, Ixodidae. The record is from RefSeq and is a predicted model, not a curated record.
AUGACACAAAAAGGCCUGGCUCAAAUGAUUGACGGCGACUACUACAGUUCUUACUUCAAUCCCGACGUGGUUCGCCAAGCCCUGAGAUUUAUCCCGGGCAGGGGCGACAUCGUACAGAUGGCUUUUCCCGCCUCCGGCACCCACUGGAUGCAGCAGAUUACUCAACUCAUCGUUCACGGAGGGCGAAGCGCCAGCUCCUACCGAGAGUUUGCCAGCAGGUUCCAGUUCCUCGAGUACGUCGGUACACCGGCAGGUGUAGAGUCCACGCAGUCACCCCGGUUUCUUCCGACGCACCUGCAACCGGGACAGAUCACCGUGGCACCCGAGGCGAAGUACAUCUACGUGGCCCGCAAUCCCUGGGACGUCUGCGCUUCGCUGUACGACCUUCAAGGGGAACUUCGUGGACCCAACGGCGGGCAAACGUUCGACGAGUUUGUGUCCCUGUUCCUGGAAGGGCUAGCGGGACCCGGAGACUACUUUGAGCACGUGCGCGCGGCCUUCCAGAGAAAAGACGAGCCGAACGUCUUCUUUGUGACGUACGAAGAAAUGACGGAAGACCACGGAGGCGUUGUUUUGCGCCUCGCAGACUUUCUCGGUAGCGAAUAUUGUCGGCCGCUUCGAGAAAACUCGGAACUACUAGAUGAAAUCGUCAGGAAGUCCACCUCCGAAUACAUGAGAAACAUGUUGGCCCCGCCCACGCAGGAUGUAAACAAAUGGCUGCCAACUAAGGCGGAAAAUGUGGGCACGGCACUGGAUGCACCGGCAGCCAAAGUGCUUCCGCCAGGUGGUGACUAG